This is a messenger RNA of Terrapene triunguis (Three-toed box turtle), 560 nucleotides long. RefSeq names its product mitochondrial ribosomal protein L55 (gene MRPL55). Bases 58 to 435 code for a protein of 125 amino acids. Gene Ontology annotation, biological process: translation. Lineage: Eukaryota; Metazoa; Chordata; Testudines; Emydidae. The transcript has 3 exons. Gene Ontology annotation, molecular function: structural constituent of ribosome. Gene Ontology annotation, cellular component: mitochondrial large ribosomal subunit. The record is from RefSeq and is a predicted model, not a curated record.
GACAAAGCCCUUGUUGAACUAGUUCCUUGGACUUUUGUGGUUCUACCUAAGAGCGGGAUGGCAGCAGUAAGCAGGACUCUGGGUUUGUUGCGUCAGGAUGCAAUGAACAGGUUACUACCCAUUGCUUGCCAUCUGCAUACAUCCCUCAGCCAGCAUAACUCCAACAGGACAUCCAUCGCCCGCAUUCAGAGGCAGACGUACGGCAGGUCCUACCCAGUGCUCUUGGUCAAGCCUGAUGGAUCUACUAUUCACAUCCGCUAUAAGGAGCCAAGGCGGAUACUUACAAUGCCUGUAGACAUUAACACUCUUUCCGAGGCCGAAAGAAGAGCGAGGUUACGGAAACGCGAUCCCAGAAGGCUUAAGAGCAAACAGGAGAAAGUGUUGGAUGAUGAUUUUAAUUUGGACGAUUACAGAAAAUUUUGGAAGAAGAAAUGAAUUUGUUCUGAGGAUCUGUGGAAGUGUAAAGGGAAGAUUUGGCAACCUGGGCCUGCAGAGAAGGAGACUAACUUACUGUUAUAAGGAGAAAGUUGUAGCUGAGUAAAGAUUCUUUCUUUCUCUUC